AUGGAGCAAUCGUGCUGGGCGUUGAGUCGCCUUUCCAAGAGCAGCAAGUUGGAUGUUAUUAUUGCCGCCAUUCCAUCUCUCGUAAGCUCCGAGUCGCGUUCUCGCCGCCUUUAUUCAGACUGGGAACUGGGCAACGUUGUAUUUGACAACGAUGCGAACAGAGAUGCAAUCGUCGAUGCAGGAGCCAUCCCCGACCCGAUCAAGCUACUUCGAUCAGGAGCAAGCGAACUACAAGGUCACAUAAUUCUACUUGUGGCUAAUCUGACUGUUAGCCGGGUGCAUCAAUCUCAAAUCACAGGCGAAAUUGGACUUUCGCUGUUCGCUGCUCGUCUUCAGGAUGGAUCUGAAGCUGCGAAGACGCACUCCGCGCGAAUGUUGGCUUAUUCAACGCAAAAGAUGCAUGCAGCGCAGGCGUUGGGCAACCUGACUCUCGAUCGCCGAGCGCGGAAUUUUAUCGUGGAUCAGGGUGUCGUCGUAUCGGCAAAGCAAUGGGCUGCGUAUCUGUUGGACAAUGCCUCGUGGUAUCAAGCGCAUCAUAACGCCAUAGCGAGCGCUGGAGUUCUUGACCCUGUUGUUGCGUUACUGCGUGCGGGGAACAAUCGGCAGAAGGAGCAUGCAAUUUGCAUCUUGGAGAACUUGCUGGAAAAUGGUGAACGCAGGCAGGCGGUAUUAGAUGCGGGAGCAAUUGCUCCUGAGCAGAACGAGAUGGUAACGGAUGGCGCGGUGCGUGUGCGGUCUUCAUUGAGCUCCACUAGGACUGCACGCUCUGCAAUUGCUGCCGCAGGAGCGAUUCCACCGCUGGUCGAGCUCCUUCAGUCUAGGAGCAACGAAACGAGAGCAGAAGCUGCCUUUGUCUUAGGCCAAGUUGCUGCGGAAAGCCCCGAAUACAAAACCGUUAUAAUCAACCGAGGGGCCGGUGCAUAG
Phytophthora sojae is the source of this 924-nucleotide messenger RNA. RefSeq lists its product as hypothetical. Lineage: Eukaryota; Oomycota; Peronosporomycetes; Peronosporales; Peronosporaceae. The transcript is spliced from 3 exons. Gene Ontology annotation, molecular function: protein binding. Bases 1 to 924 code for a protein of 307 amino acids. The record is from RefSeq and is a predicted model, not a curated record.